Molecule: messenger RNA, 1601 nt
Organism: Elaeis guineensis (African oil palm)
Lineage: Eukaryota; Viridiplantae; Streptophyta; Magnoliopsida; Arecales; Arecaceae
Molecular function (GO): metal ion binding
Source: RefSeq, a predicted model, not a curated record
UCCAGAGAAACUUGACACAGGAGCAUAUUUUUAAUCAAAGAAAAAGAGUGUAGGUGCCCCUCACCCGCGUGGGGUUAGGUGUGAUAUAUAGUGGGAGGUGGGUGCGAGUGGGGAGGGAUUUUCUAGUGCCGUAGAUAAGCCUUCAUGCAAUCAUUUCCCCCACUUGUUAGGUGAGGGAAGCUCGGCCUCUCACUCUCUCUCUCCCUCUCACACUCCGCAGGGAGAAGACUGCGUUUUCUUCUAGUUUGAUCUCAAACAGGAGCAACAAACAGCAACCGAAAUGGUUAAAGGUGAAGACUUCAAGGUCCUCAAAAUGCGGACAUACGUACUCAAAGUGAACAUGCACUGCCAUGGAUGCAAGGAGAAAGUUAAGAAGCUCCUCCGAAAAAUUGAGGGAGUCUGCUCCGUAAGCAUAGAUGUGGAGCACCAGCAGGUCACUGUCACAGGAAAUGUGGACUCAGGAACUCUGAUCAAGAAACUGGCCAGAUCUGGCAAGCGUGCAGAGCUCUGGUCUCAGAAAACCACAAGCCAAAACCACAAGGCCAACCAACAGAAGCAAGCUGCUGCUGUUGGCCAUCCAAUGAAGGAUGGCCACAAGAACAACAAAGACAAAGGCAAGCAAGGCCUCAUCCAAAGCCUCCAAGUCUUCAAGAAUCAGCACAAUAAGCUUUCCUCAUUGAGCUCUGAUGAGGAGGAUUAUGAUGAUGAUGAUGAUGAUGAUGAUGAUGAAGAUGAUGACCUAGAUGCGCUGCCUUUCCUCAAUAUGAACCAACUGAAUUUUCUAAGGCAGGCAAGCAAUGCCACAGCCAAUGCAAAGAAAACCGGCCAUGGCAUUAGUGCUGGUGGGAAUGGUAACAGUGGAGCUGGAAAUAAGGGAGGAGGAAAUCCCAACCAGAAUCAGAUAAAAAACCCAAAUGGCUUACAGCAACAAGGUAUUGAUUUUUCGGCUAAUAGCAAGAUCGUCAAUGGUGUCCACUUGGGUGGUGGUAAUCCUCAUGCAGGGGAGGGUAGAAGGGUGAAUGACAUCAAUGGCACGAUGAUGGGUCUCCAUGGGCUUGGUGGAAACAACGGUGGCGGCUUUCAGGGAAAUGGACUCCCUGGUUACACAAGGUUCCCAUCAAAUGGUGAGGUAUAUGGCCGGCAUCAUCAAUCCCCUAUGAUGGUGAACAUGCAGGGGUAUCAGGCCCAUCCACCAUCCAUGAUGAACAACUUGAGAGGGCUCAACAAUAAUAACAUGAUGAUGCAUCCCAGCACAUACAUGCAGCCUCGGAUGAUGUACCAUAGGUCUCCCCAGAUACCUCCUUACACUGGCUACUACAACUUGUAUCCAAGCCCGUACUAUCCCAAUAACCAGUCAGAGAAUGAUGACUAUGGUGUCCAUCUUUUCAGCGACGAGAACACCAGAGGCUGUGUUGUGAUGUAAAAGCGGUUCAUUGGUUGAAGUUUUUUUCUUUCUAUUUUUAUUUCUUCGUUGUUGUAAUGGCCUUAUGGAUUCCUAUGAUUAGUGCAUUGGUUUGGUGCUUCAAACUGAUGCUUUCUAGAUAUUUACUUGAAGCAGCUAUGGAACUUAUUAAUGUAAUAUACUAUUUGUGAUUUCUACA